Messenger RNA from Haliotis rufescens (red abalone), 2517 nucleotides. RefSeq names its product leucine-rich repeat-containing protein 34-like. NCBI's taxonomy places the organism in Eukaryota, Metazoa, Mollusca, Gastropoda, Lepetellida, Haliotidae. Gene Ontology annotation, molecular function: protein binding. The record is from RefSeq and is a predicted model, not a curated record. Bases 132 to 1412 code for a protein of 426 amino acids. The transcript has 11 exons.
GAAAAGACUGAUCCAGAACAAUUAUUAGUGGUAUGUGAGCUCUCGUCCAGAGUGACCGGCCCUUUCGGGAACCUGCGAGUGUAGACGAGAUUUUGAAAACUGUUGUAGCAACGAGGAACGCUGACGUGAUCAUGUCUGACAUCCACACAACAGCCUUUAGGUAUGACUCCACGUGCAGCGAGAUGGACAUCAAACCUCAUCCAUACAUCAACAAAAUGUUUGAAAAAGAAAAGGAGGAGACGGUCAUCUGGGCUAACCGCGGUGACUUCAAAGAGAAUAUGCACCUGUAUCUGGCCGGCAACAACAAGCUUCUCACUGACCGCCGGCUAGCUGACCCGGACUGUUUGGCCCUCUACAAGACCCUAGAAAACAACCUUUAUGUUGUUUCCCUCGACCUCCGCUACAACAACAUCACUGAUGAAGGAGCUCAACAUCUCGCCAAACUCAUUGAGGGGACGCCGGGGCUCCAGGAGCUUGACCUCAUGGGCAACGACAUCGGUCCGGAUGGAGCUGAACACAUAGCUAAAGCCUUGCAGACUAAUGAGACACUUCGGACGUUGAGGAUGACUGGGAAUAAAAUCGGCAACAAAGGAGGGAUGUGUUUCGCUCAAGCCCUGCAGGUCAACUUGACCUUAGAGGCCCUGGACGUUGGAGAUACUGACAUGACAAUUGAGAGUGUCAUAGCCAUGGCAACUGUGCUGAACCAGAACAAGACCCUGAAAGCACUGAACGUGAACAGACCCAUCCUGUUCACACACCAAGAGGAGACCACGGUCCACUUCUCCAAAAUGCUUAAAGUAAACCGGAGUCUGGAAGAAUUACAUCUGCAGAAGUACGAUAUGCGAGACUUCGGAGCAACUCGUCUGGCGGAAUGCCUCAUGGAAAACUACACCCUGACAUAUCUCGACCUCAGCUGCAACAGAAUCACGCGAGAUGGCACGAAAGAGUUGGCCAAAGUUUUGAAGAAAGACACAGCACUGAAGACACUUGAUCUUGGAUUCAACAGACUUGAAGAUGACGGUGCUCUGCAUCUUGCCGACGCCCUGGCAACCUGCAACAUGACACUUAAUACGCUUGUGAUCGUGAGCAACAACAUCGCCAGCAAGGGCCUGUGUGCGAUCGCAGACAGUAUGAAGACCAACACCUCUCUGUCUAAAGUGUUCAUCUGGGGCAACAAGCUCGAGGAACCUGCCUGUAUUGCAUUUGCAAAUCUUGUUGAAACUGGACGCCUGGAUCUGACAGACACAGAUGUUAAGCCUUAUGUUGUCGACGGUGUCACCAGUUUAUGUGAACAGAAUCAUCACAUACGCAGACACUACUACUAUGCGCCAAGCUACGGCGAUGACGUGCCGUCAUGGCAACCACCAGGUGUGCACGAACCAAGGUCAAAAGAAAUUACAUUCAAGGUGUGAAGAGAUGUCAGCUGUGAUACAAGUAUUCCUGGCGAUGCUCGGACUGUUUCAGCGAGGGACGUGAAGUGGGAGGUCAUGUGAUCAUAAGGAAGUUGAUUGGGGGAAAUGAUUCAUUGAUGCAGUGGUGCAUCCAGUGUUUCCAAUUAACAAAGUUCACCAGUCUGAGAACAGUAAAUUUCCAGAAGGACGGGUGACAUUUUUUACUAUUAGCUAGAUGGAAACUCUGUGGCACAUCAUUUUUGUAAACUCAUGAAAAUAAAAAAUAAUUUCUUUUCCUGCAAGGAUUCCUUUUAAACAUCACAUAUGGAACGCAAUGAACAAAAAAUAAUUCCCUUUUAUUAUAUACUACUCAAAACAAGUUAAGGACCACCCAGCUCUUUCAUUUUACAAUAGUUCCUCUGUCAUGGCUAAUGCGAAAGAAUUGGGUGUGUUUUGGUUUUUUUCGUAGUACAGAUAUAGUGAAAUUCUCAAGUAUCAAAAUUUUCCACCAUCCCUGUUUGUUUGUCUGACUUAAACACACUCCACACUAGGGCUGUUACGAUUCAUUUGUGUAUUCGGUGAAUCGAACCAUAUCCCUUCAUGAAUUGAAUUCGUUAUUCGUUAUUCGUGGACGCAAGAAUCGAAUAUUUACGAAAAAAAAUAAAAUGAGUGUUUUUUAACUAAAAAUAUCAAUAAGAAUUAAUUAUAUCCACACAUAGAUUUCUUCAAAGAUAUUUAUAUUUAAUUUGACAAUAAUGUGGUCACUGGUCAUUGUCGCAUUUUAGCAGAUAUUGGUACCUGGAUAAGUUAGUACAUAGCAUGUAUAAUAAACAAAAAAUCAUUAACACUGUCAACAUGGUCAAACCAUGGCCAAAAAAUUAUUUUGUUAUUGUUUCACUGAAUAUAAUAAUGAUAUUAAUCACUGGAUUGUCUGGUCCAGACUCGAUUAUUUACAGACCGCUGUCAUAUAGCUGGAAUAUUGCUGAGUGAGGCGUAAAACAACAAACCAACCAACCAUUCCCAUUGUAAAUAACAUAAACGAGUGAUUCCAGGAAGACUAUUAGUUGUAACUCUGUACAUUACCGUAACAUGUAUAUUUUGUAAAUAAAAUCUAUGUUGAUGUGAA